Messenger RNA from Geodia barretti, 1113 nucleotides. The record is from the annotation of a GenBank genome assembly. NCBI's taxonomy places the organism in Eukaryota, Metazoa, Porifera, Demospongiae, Tetractinellida, Geodiidae.
UGCCCACAGGUCCUCUUAUGGCCAACCAGCAUUUCCAGAAUCAGCACCAACCUACCUGCAAUAAUUCACUAUAAAAGGAAACUGUGUUAGUUCUGUAGUCAGCGACUAAAGUACUCGCUUGUUAUCAUGAACAUGAAGAAGACUCUACUGGCUGCUGUGGUAUACACAGCCUUUCUGUUUGCCAGUGCUCAAUCCACGGUCAACGAUGACACUAGAAAUAUACCCUCCAGCGUUGCAUUGGAAAAAAGAGGAAUUACAGCCCAGAAACCUCCAAUGGUUGAGCUGCUGAGGGGCAGGGAUGGGCGAGACGGUCGUGAUGGAGGCCCUGGACCUCGAGGACUGCCCGGGAAAGAUGGUGUCAACGGAAAGACAGGGGAACAGGGAGUACGUGGAUCUCCUGGGCCUCCUGGGCCAAGAGGUGGGGGAGCCACCUACGUCAGGUGGGGUCGCACCACCUGCCCUGAUGUACCUGGGACUGAACUGGUUUACAAAGGAAGAGUUGCUGGAAGUCACUACACACACAGUGGUGGAGGCAGCAACUAUCAGUGUAUCACAAUGGAGCCAGCAAACUUUGAUUUUGGUCCGGGUACUGUGGAUGCAUCUUUGCUCUAUGGCACUGAAUAUGAAAUGUGGGGAAAUAUUCCAAAGUCAAACCUCAAGCUACAUGACCAUGAUGUUCCCUGUGUUGUAUGUUAUGUUACUACUCGCACAGCACUCCUGAUGAUACCUGGAAAGUAUACCUGCCCUAAAAACUGGACUCGCGAGUACUAUGGCUACCUCAUGGCUGCACACUACAAGCACCACAGAUCAACAUUUGAGUGUGUGGAUGCAUCGCCUGAAGUUGUAGUUGGUGGGCAUGGAAAUCACAACGGAGCUCUUUUCUAUCAUGUGGAGCCUCGCUGUGGCAGUCUCCCCUGCCCUCCCUAUGACCAGCAGAAAGAGAUGACAUGCGCAGUCUGCAGUCGUUGAACAUCAAGAAAAGUUGAAGCACUGAACUGUAGAACAUUAGAGAUAGCUUGUCAUACCAUCAGUAUGAGACACUUAGUAAAGUUUUGUCCUUGUAGCUUAUGAUUAUCAUAUUUUUUCAGUAGAAACCAACGUUUAUAAAACCCA